UAAUCUAUAUAUUUUUUUAAGGAUGGAGACCGUCACAGGGUAUUUGGGUUAAAUUCUCAAAGUCGAAGUCGAACAUCUGAAGAACCUCAUAUCGGUCGAUAUAGGCUUCUUAAAACCAUAGGCAAAGGCAAUUUUGCAAAAGUAAAACUGGCUAAACAUCUUCCCACAGGAAAAGAGGUGGCCAUUAAAAUAAUUGAUAAAACACAACUGAAUCCAUCCAGUUUGCAAAAGCUUUUCCGGGAAGUUAGGAUUAUGAAGAUUCUAGAUCAUCCAAAUAUUGUUAAAUUGUUUCAAGUAAUCGAAACUGAGAAGACUCUAUAUUUGGUUAUGGAAUAUGCAAGUGGAGGAGAAGUAUUUGAUUAUCUUGUUGCACAUGGCAGAAUGAAAGAAAAGGAAGCCAGAGCUAAAUUUAGACAGAUUGUAUCUGCUGUGCAAUAUUGUCAUCAAAAGAGAAUAAUCCAUAGGGAUCUAAAGGCCGAAAAUCUGUUGUUAGAUGGCGAAAUGAAUAUAAAAAUAGCAGAUUUUGGAUUUAGUAAUGAAUUUGUUCCUGGACAAAAAUUAGACACCUUUUGUGGUAGUCCUCCAUAUGCUGCUCCUGAGCUAUUUCAAGGCAAAAAGUAUGACGGUCCUGAAGUUGACGUUUGGAGUUUGGGUGUUAUUCUUUACACACUUGUUAGUGGUUCUCUGCCGUUUGAUGGAGCAAACCUCAAGGAACUUCGUGAACGUGUUCUUCGUGGAAAGUAUAGGAUACCCUUCUACAUGUCGACAGAUUGUGAGAAUCUCCUUAAAAAAUUUUUAGUUUUAAAUCCAAGCAAAAGAGCAUCUUUAGAGGCUAUAAUGAAAGAUAAAUGGAUGAAUGUAGGGUAUGAGGAUGAAGAGCUGAAACCUUACAUAGAACCAGAAACUGACUUUAGUGACACUAGAAGAAUGGGUAAGCAAGAAAUUCUCUUAGGUAUGGGCUAUACGCAAGACGAGAUAAAUGACUCACUGAGGAGCAAGAAAUAUGACGAUAUAAUGGCAAAUUAUUUGCUUCUCGGCAAAAGGACUACUGAGAAUGACAGUUGCGAUUCUCAAUCCAGUUCUAGUUUAUCACUGCGCACAUUAAAGGCCCCUACGGAAACUUCUGGUAAUAGUCAGUCCCCACCACACAUUAAAGUUCAACGUAGUGUUUCAGCUAGCAGCAAACCCCGACGAUUCAGUCAUACCAAUCAAACGCCUGUGACGAAUGGCCCUCCUCCUCCGUCCUUUAAGAGGCAAAAUACUCUUGAAGCAGGUGCUGUUAGAGAUAAUCCUCCAGUGUCUACAUCACUAGGCUCUCCCACAAUAUCUACUAAUCCUAGACCCUCAAAAACUAAUCAGUUAUCUCAAGAAAAUUCAAGUUCUGUUCCAUCUGGGGCUAGCAGUCCUUCCAAAGUAAUUGCAUCAACUACUCGAAAAACUGCUCACACUCCAUCAGCUAGUGCAAAAUCUAACUAUAGUGGCAUUCCCAGGAGAAAUACUUAUAAUUAUAGUGAGAAUAAAACACUUUCAUCCUCCGAUAAAUCUGGUAGCCAAGAAACUUCAAACAGUAACAUCCCACUACUUGGCGAUCGAACUCCUGUACCUAGGCCUAAAGGACAUACUAAGUCGGCCUCUGUCUCUUGUACAGGUCGACAGGAGCUUUCGUCUUUUGACUCAUCAGAUCCUCUCAGACCAAGCACUGCGGCUAUUGCAAAACAGCCUGCAGCACUGUCUCCAUUGCCAGCUGUCAGCAGAGCAUUUCCCAGAGGCACUGCUAACAGAAGCACGUUUCACAGUGGGCAGACACGUGAGAGACGUCUUCUCAAUACCUGCAAUGGGCCACAGGGCAUGGUUCCUCUCAAUUCCCAAGACAUGUCUUCUAUGAAUCACUCGGGGAGACAAUCCUUCUUUAGCAAGCUCUCUUUCAAAUUUAGUAAAAGGCAAAUGAAUGAUGACCAGGUAAAGCCAAGAUCUCUGAGGUUUACUUGGAGUAUGAAGACGACAUCAUCGCGAGAUCCAAACGAGAUCAUGCAAGAAAUACGCAAAGUAUUAGACAAAAAUAACUGUGAUUAUGAACAGCGAGAAAAAUUCUUACUAUUAUGUGUUCACGGAGACCCAAACACAGACUCUUUAGUUCAGUGGGAAAUCGAAGUGUGUAAGCUUCCCCGCUUGUCACUGAAUGGUGUGCGUUUCAAACGUAUAUCCGGUACGUCAAUAGGCUUCAAAAACAUCGCUUCUAAAAUAGCCAAUGACCUCAAACUGUAAAAGUGGUUGAACAAAUGUUAUUCUCAUUUAUAGCUCGGUAAAUCCAGUGUUGGAGAGGAUUCGCUGGCAAAAAAGGGUGCAUUGUAUAAAUCAGUUGUCGCGAUCUUAUGCUCUUGUUUGUGCUGCCUAUUCUAAUGGAAGUUCUAGGUGCCCACAAUUCAUAAUGCUUGAUAGCAAAAUAUACACACUGUUUUGUGGUUAUUAUGUUUCAGGGGUAGAGUAUUUACAGUACAUGACUUGUGACUUCCAACUUAUGUACAGUUUUCUCAUUUAGUUAUUAAAUUCAAAUUAAUCCUGGCACACAAUAGAAAUUUAUGUAAUCUAUGUUUGUCAGUCCUGUCAUUGAGGUUUGAUAGAUGACUGGUCUAUCACUGUAUAUAGACUUAGCACUUGGUAUGUAGAAUUGUUUAAGAAAAUGCUGUCAUCUUAAUUUUGAAUCCCAUUUUUUUUUUAUAUAUAUAUAUUGCCUCUGGAGAGUUGAGGUUGAACGAGUGUACUUGACUGUAAAAAUUGUAAAUUGUGGAAACAAAUGGUAAUUUGGAGAAAUUUAUAUAUAAAUAUAUAUAUAUACAUAUAUAUAAUAGAAAAUCCCUUUACGAUACUGGUACUUCUAUGUAACUAUCCUUUUGCUUUGUUGUAAAUUUUCCUCUAAUUUUAGAUUAAUAUAAGAUUUUAUCAACUUUCUUUGAUCUUUCUUUGUGUGUUGAACAUAUAAGAUUUUAUCAAUUUGCACAUCUGUAUAUCUGGCACAUAUCACACCUUAACAAAAAGUAUUGGUUAUCCCAAAAUGGCAGAUUUGUAAAAUUAAUUUAAGAUAACACAGAAGGACUGAAGAGGUGCAAAGUUUACUUCAUUCUGCUUAGGAAAAAGUUUAAAUUUUUAAAAUUAGUUGCAGAGUAUAAAUAGAAUAGACAAACUGUGAAACAUUGUUUUUGUUAUCGGCUGUUACAAGUGAAAUAUUUGCACUGGCACAUCUGUCAAUUUUUAUACUUUGAUUUCUUAACAUUGUAGCAGUGAUGGUUGGCUAUUUUAAAAAAUAUUGUUUUUCUCAGCUAGCAGCACCAUUUGUUGAUGAACUAAUUUUAAAAAUCAAAGGGAUUAUAGAUUUGUUUCCUAAGCAGAAUGCAGCAAUUUAUGCAUUUCUCUCUGCUUCUAUUUUUUCUCAAUCUGAUUUUUCAAAUAGUUUGUUGAAAGCCUGAUAACUGCUUUCAUUUCCUUUUUCACAAUUGCCAGGUGUGAUUUGUAAAUUUUUAAAGAACAAAUCUAAUGAAAAAAAAUUCUUGCGGUAUUUAUAGCUUUCCAUUCUUAAAGAAAAACUAAUACUUUGUUUUUGUUUGCUUUUAACUUGUGUUCUGACCUUUGUAUUUAUAAUUUAAAAGUAUGGACUUGUGAAAUCUCAUAUUUUAUAAACAAUGCCCUUGUAGGUAUAGUUUUUUUUUUUUCCUUGACUUGCUGAACUUAGAUAUUUUGCAAAACUAAACAAAAAUAUUUCAGUUUGUGUAAAUAUAUUUUUUUAAAAAGAACAAGGAAAAUCAAUUCCCUGUGCAGAUUUUUGACUGCAAUGUAUUAUUAUGUAAAUCUUUUUGUGACAAAAAAAAAGUGUUAUGCUAGAAAUUGAAGGAUCUGUUUUCAUGCGCACGAUUUCUAGCAUGCAAGUCCUAUUGUGAAAAAUUCAAGUCUUAAUAAACGUUGAUUUGUAGUAUAUUUAUAUUAAUAACAGCAAUACAAAAGAUCUUGGGAGACUACAAAGGGCUUGUUUCCCUUAGUUAAAGUAUCUCUAAAAAAUCUCAUAAAUUGGUUGAUCUUACUCAACAUCUUCCUUUCCUACUUUCCGUGCAGCUGCGAAUGUGUUUUGAUCGUCCAUGUGAUAGUACCUGUAUCAUAUUAUUUAAAAUAAUAAAUUAUAAAAUAAUGAUUUUGCUAAGUAAA
Molecule: messenger RNA, 4194 nt
Organism: Parasteatoda tepidariorum (common house spider)
Lineage: Eukaryota; Metazoa; Arthropoda; Arachnida; Araneae; Theridiidae
Source: RefSeq, a predicted model, not a curated record